Messenger RNA from Macrosiphum euphorbiae (potato aphid), 561 nucleotides. Lineage: Eukaryota; Metazoa; Arthropoda; Insecta; Hemiptera; Aphididae. The record is from the annotation of a GenBank genome assembly.
AUGUCUCACGCUCCAUCAUCGGCGCUGAUUUUUUACACUACUUCGGCCUACUCGUCGGCGUUCGGCGCCAACGCCUCGUCGACCCCACCGACAAACGAGCGGUUACCUGUGCACUGUGCAGUGACCUUCACACCGUCGACAGGCACCUCCCUUUCCACCGUCGCCCGCGCUCCGGAUUGGGAUCUAUUGCUACGGGACUUUCCAAGCGUGAGCCGCGAGUCACCCGUUCCCGAAUUAUUCCGACACGGGGUUGAGCACGUCCUCGAAACAAAAAGACCUCCCUUUUUCGCGCGCCCGCGGCGACUGCCACCUGAUCGACUCGACAUCGCGCGCCGCGAUUUCCAACUCAUGCAGGAACAAGGAAUUUGCCGACCGUCUUCCAGCGCUUGGGCUAGCCCUCUAUUCUUGGUUCCCAAGGAUGGGUCUUUCCGACCGUGCGGUGAUUAUCGUCGACUUAACAGUGUCACCGUCCCGGAUAGAUACACACUUCCCUACCUGCACGACUUCACCGCGAACCUCGCGGGAAAAACAGUUUUUACUAAACUCGACAUAGUCCAUUAA